CGCGUCCCGGGCGGUGUCUCAGUGCAGCCAUGUCUGGCGGCGCGAGGCGGCGAGGCGGGCUCGGUCGGCGGCGCCCUCUGUGAGGCGGCGGCGGACGAGCGGCGGCGGCGGGCAUUCAUGUCGGCGGCCAGGGAUUAACGCGGCGGACACCGAGCCGAGCGGAGGGGGCGACCGACCCGUCGCCCCCUUCCCGCGGGGUCUCCGGCGGGAGAGAGCCUGUACCCGGCUGGCGGGGGCGGGGGGACAUGGCUGACCGGAGCGCGCCGAGCUGCCACCUGCGGCUGGAGUGGGUCUACGGUUACCGGGGUCACCAGUGCCGCAACAACCUCUACUACACGGCGGCCAAGGAGAUCGUCUACUUCGUGGCGGGGGUCGGCGUGGUCUACAGCCCCCGGGAGCACCGGCAGAAAUUCUACCUGGGGCACCAAGACGACAUCAUCAGCCUUGCUUUGCAUCCUGAACGUGUGUUGGUGGCAACAGGUCAAGUUGGAAAAGAACCAUAUAUCUGCGUGUGGGACUCGUACACUGUGCAAACUGUAUCUGUUCUGAAAGAUGUUCACACACAUGGUAUUGCUUGCUUGGCUUUUGAUUUAGAUGGUCAGCGUUUGGUCUCAGUUGGUUUGGAUUCGAAAAACACAGUUUGUGUAUGGGACUGGAGAAAAGGAAAAUUGUUAUCAAUGGCUCCUGGUCAUACAGACAGAAUAUUUGAUAUUUCUUGGGAUCUGUACCAGCCAAACAAGCUCGUCAGCUGUGGUGUAAAACACAUCAAGUUCUGGAGCUUGUGUGGCAAUUCAUUGACACCAAAACGUGGUGUUUUUGGCAAAACUGGUGAUCUCCAAACUAUAUUGUGCCUAGCCUGUGCGAGGGAUGAAGUGACGUAUUCUGGUGCACUGAAUGGAGAUAUAUAUGUAUGGAAAGGAAUCAACCUUGUACGGACAAUACAGGGAGCACAUGCUGCAGGAAUUUUCAGCAUGAAUGCAUGUGAAGAGGGGUUUGCCACUGGUGGCAGGGAUGGCUGUGUUCGCUUGUGGGACUUAAAUUUCAAACCAAUUACUGUGAUUGAUCUCAGGGAAACAGAUCAAGGAUAUAAAGGUCUGUCUGUAAGAAGUGUUUGCUGGAGAGGAGACCAUAUACUCGUCGGGACACAAGACAGUGAAAUUUUUGAAAUUGUGGUACAUGAGCGUAAUAAGCCUUUCCUGAUAAUGCAGGGGCACUGUGAAGGAGAGCUGUGGGCUUUGGCUGUCCAUCCUACAAAACCGCUAGCAAUGACUGGAAGUGAUGAUCGAUCAGUCAGAAUUUGGAGUUUAAUAGACCAUGCUCUGAUUGCCCGGUGCAAUAUGGAGGAACCCAUUCGCUGUGCUGCAGUUAGUACUGAUGGCAUCCAUCUCGCUCUUGGAAUGAAGGAUGGCUCUUUCACUGUGCUUCGAGUCAGAGAUAUGACUGAGGUUGUUCAUAUCAAAGACAGGAAAGAAGCUAUUCAUGAACUGAAAUAUUCACCAGAUGGGAAUUUCCUAGCUGUUGGUUCCAAUGACAGCUCUGUGGAUAUAUACGGUGUUGUUCAGCGAUACAAGAAAGUUGGGGAAUGUAUUGGGUCUUUAAGUUUUAUCACCCAUAUGGAUUGGUCGUCAGACAGUAAAUACUUACAGACCAAUGAUGGCAAUGGGAAGAGACUUUUUUACAGGAUGCCAAGUGGAAAAGAAGUAACAAACAAGGAGGAAUUAAAAGGUGUUCAGUGGGCAUCAUGGACCUGUGUUUCUGGCCUUGAAGUUAAUGGAAUCUGGCCCAAAUAUUCAGAUAUAAAUGAUAUAAAUUCUGUGGAUGCAAAUUUUAUUGGGCAAGUUAUGGUUACAGCUGAUGAUUAUGGAAUAGUAAAGCUCUUUCGAUACCCAUGUCUAAGAAAAGGAGCAAAGUUUAAAAAAUAUCUUGGUCAUUCUGCUCAUGUGACAAAUGUCAGAUGGUCACAUGAUCACCAGUGGGUUGUUUCCAUUGGGGGAGCUGAUCAUUCUGUCUUUCAGUGGAAAUUUGUCCCUGACCGGAAGUUGAAGGAUUCUCUUCAUAUAGCACCCCAAGAGAGUCUAGUUGAUUCUAAUAGUGAUGAAUCAGAUUCAGAUCAGUCUGAUGUUCCAGAGCUGGACUCUGAAAUUGAACAGGAGACACAGAUCACCUAUCGUCGACAGGUUUACAAAGAAGAUCUACCUCAACUUAAAGAGCAAUGCAAAGAAAAAAGAAAAAGUGCAGCUUCUAAGAGACGAGAACGAGCUCCAGGGAACAGUAUAAGAUUACAUUUUGUUCAUGGUUACAGAGGUUACGACUGUCGAAGCAAUUUAUUUUAUACUCAGACGGGUGAAAUUGUAUACCAUGUUGCAGCAGUGGGAGUGGUGUACAAUCGACAGCAGAACACCCAACGCUUUUAUCUAGGUCAUGAUGAUGACAUUCUUUGCCUUGCUAUUCAUCCCUUAAAGGACUAUGUGGCAACAGGCCAGGUUGGCCGAGAUUCCUCAAUACACAUUUGGGAUACAGAAACAAUAAAACCACUCUCAGUAUUAAAGGGCUAUCACCAGUACGGUGUUUGUGCUGUUGAUUUUUCAGCGGAUGGAAAACGAUUGGCUUCUGUUGGAAUAGAUGACAAUCACACUAUUGUACUCUGGGAUUGGAAGAAAGGAGAAAAGCUUUCAGCAGUAAGGGGAAGCAAAGAUAAGAUUUUUGUUGUUAAGAUUAAUCCUUAUAUGCCUGAUAAAUUGAUUACAGUUGGAAUUAAACACAUGAAAUUCUGGCGUAGAGCAGGCGGAGGCCUAAUUGGCCGAAAGGGCUGCAUAGGUGCUUUGGGAAGAACUGAUACAAUGAUGUGUGCAGUGUAUGGCUGGACUGAAGAGAUGGCGUUCUCUGGAACUUCCACGGGGGAUGUGUGUAUUUGGAGAGAUGUGUUUCUCAUAAAAACUGUCAAAGCACAUGAUGGUCCUGUGUUCAGCAUGCACGCGCUGGAAAAAGGAUUUGUCACUGGAGGAAAGGAUGGAGUAGUAGCUCUCUGGGACGAUACCUUUGAACGUUGUCUCAAAACCUAUGCCAUCAAAAGGGCUGCUUUGGCCCCUGGGUCUAAAGGUCUCCUCUUAGAAGAUAAUCCUUCUAUACGUGCCAUAUCUUUAGGACAUGGUCAUAUUUUAGUGGGCACAAAGAAUGGUGAAAUAUUGGAGGUGGAUAAAAGUGGACCAAUAACUCUGCUGGUUCAGGGUCACAUGGAGGGGGAAGUUUGGGGUCUAGCUACUCAUCCUCAUUUACCUAUUUGUGCCACUGUAAGCGAUGACAAAACCUUAAGAAUAUGGGAUUUAUCUCCUAGCCAUUGUAUGUUAGCUGUUCGCAAACUGAAGAAGGGAGGUAGAUGUUGCUGCUUUUCUCCUGAUGGAAAAGCAUUAGCCGUUGGUCUCAAUGAUGGAAGUUUUUUGAUAGUUAAUGCAGAUACCCUGGAGGAUCUAGUCUCUUUCCAGCACAGGAAAGAUGUUAUUUCAGAGAUCCGAUUUUCUCCUGGGGCUGGAAAGUACUUAGCUGUGGCAUCCUGUGACAACUUUGUAGAUAUUUACAAUGUAAUGAGCAGUAAACGAGUAGGAAUCUGCAAGGGAGCCUCCAGCUAUAUCACGCAUAUGGACUGGGACAUAAGAGGGAAGCUCUUGCAAGUCAAUACUGGUGCUAAAGAGCAGUUGUUUUUUGAAGCUCCUCGUGGGAAAAAACAGACAAUUCCUAGUUUGGAGGUAGAAAAGAUUGGCUGGGCAUCAUGGACAAGUGUUUUGGGGUCUUGCUGUGAAGGAAUCUGGCCAAUAAUUGGUGAAGUCACAGACGUAACUGCUUCAUGCCUCACUAGUGAUAGUAAAGUAUUAGCCACAGGAGAUGAUUUUGGAUUUGUGAAACUGUUUCGAUACCCUGCUAAAGGAAAGUUUGGAAAAUUUAAGCGGUAUGUUGCUCACAGUACCCAUGUAACAAAUGUCCGUUGGACCUGUGAUGACAGUUUGUUGGUCACUGUUGGAGGAGCAGACACCUCUUUAAUGCUGUGGACUUAUGAGAUGGAAGGACAUCGGGAUAGCAGGCAAUGCGACAGUGAAGAGUCUGAUCUAGAUUCUGAAGAAGAUGGAGGUUAUGACAGUGAUGUGACAAGGGAAAAUGAAAUUAAUUACACCAUCAAAGCCUUAUCAACAAACAUUAGACCAAUGUUUGGAAUUAAGCCUCAUCUGCAACAAAAGGAGCCAACCUUAGAUGAAAGGCAGGGGGUAGUGAGACCACCAGUUAGUAGGGCAUUGCCACAGCCGGAGAAACUUCAGACAAAUAAUGUUGGGAAAAAAAAGAGACCUAUAGAGGACCUAAUUUUGGAGCUGGUAUUUGGGUACCGAGGCAAGGACUGCAGAAACAAUGUGCACUAUUUGAAUGAUGGUGCUGAUGUAAUAUAUCAUACUGCAUCUAUUGGGAUCUUGUAUAACGUGGCAACAGGCUCUCAGUCUUUUUACCAGGAACACAACGAUGAUAUUUUGUGCCUCACUGUAAAUCAGCACCCCAAGUUUACCAACAUAGUGGCAACUGGCCAAGUAGGAGACUCAGCAGAUAUGUCAGCUACAGCUCCUUCUAUUCAUGUGUGGGAUGCAAUGAACAAACAGACGCUGUCGGUACUGCGGUGCUACCAUUCAAAGGGCGUUUGCUCAGUCAGUUUCAGUGCCACUGGCAAACUGCUGCUCUCUGUAGGGCUGGAUCCUGAACAUACCAUUACCAUUUGGAAGUGGCAGGAAGGUGCCAAAAUUGCCAGCCGAGCUGGCCAUAACCAGCGUAUAUUUGUAGCAGAAUUCAGACCAGAUUCGGAUACUCAGUUUGUUUCUGUUGGAGUAAAACACGUGAGGUUCUGGACACUGGCUGGAAGAGCUCUUCUCAGUAAAAAAGGGCUGCUGAGCUCUAUAGAAGAUGCCCGAAUGCAAACGAUGCUAUCUGUAGCUUUUGGAGCGAAUAACUUGACAUUUACAGGUACAAUCAGUGGAGAUGUUUGUGUUUGGAAAGAUCAUGUGUUGAUACGAAUUGUGGCCAAAGCUCACAAUGGACCUGUUUUCACAAUGUAUACCACAUUAAGAGAUGGUUUGAUCGUUACAGGAGGCAAAGAAAGGCCCUCAAAGGAAGGAGGAGCAGUUAAGCUAUGGGAUCAAGAGCUGAAACGAUGUCGUGCCUUCAGACUAGAGACAGGGCAAAUGACGGACUGUGUUCGCUCUGUUUGUAGAGGCAAGGGGAAAAUUCUUGUUGGGACACGAAAUGCCGAAAUAAUUGAAGUUGGAGAGAAGAAUGCUGCAUGUAACAUUCUCAUUAAUGGUCAUAUGGACGGACCAAUCUGGGGCCUAGCAACACAUCCUUCCAGAGAUUUUUUCCUUUCUGCUGCAGAAGAUGGCACAGUAAGACUCUGGGACAUUGCUGAAAAGAAGAUGCUGAACAAAGUCAGCUUAGGACACGCAGCUCGUACUGUUUGUUACAGCCCAGAAGGUGAUAUGGUAGCUAUUGGCAUGAAAAAUGGAGAAUUUAUUAUCUUGCUUGUGAUGUCUCUAAAAAUUUGGGGGAAAAAAAGGGACAGAAGAUCAGCAAUUCAAGAUAUCAGGUUUAGCCCAGAUUCUCGUUACUUAGCAGUCGGUUCCAGUGAGAAUGCAGUGGAUUUUUAUGAUCUGACUUUGGGUCCCACACUAAAUCGAGUCAGCUAUUGCAAAGAUAUCCCAAGUUUUGUGAUCCAGAUGGACUUCUCUGCAGAUAGCUCUUAUCUCCAGGUCUCUACUGGGUCUUACAAAAGGCAAGUCUAUGAAGUGCCUUCAGGAAAACAGCUUGUGGACCAGGCUGUGAUUGACAGAAUAACAUGGGCUACUUGGACAAGUGUUCUAGGGGAUGAAGUAAUUGGAAUCUGGUCCAGACACGCUGAAAAAGCUGAUGUAAACUGUGCCUGUGUCUCUCACUCGGGAAUCAAUCUUGUAACAGGCGAUGAUUUUGGCAUGGUCAAACUGUUUGACUUUCCAUGUCCUGAAAAAUUUGCAAAACACAAACGAUUUUUAGGUCACUCUGCCCACUUAACUAAUAUUCGAUUUACAAGUGGAGAUAGAUACGUGGUCAGUGCUGGAGGGGAUGACUGCAGCUUGUUUGUUUGGAAAUGUGUGCAUAUGCCUCAUUGAGCAAAACAUGGAGACUUGCACAGAGGACACUGCAUGAAGUACCAGGCAUGAAAUACCCAGGACUGAAAUGUGACAUUCUACUGUGCCCUGCAUGCGUAAGAAAUGGUGCUGAUCCAAGACCCAGAGCACUCUGGCUCUGAAAGACAAGUAUCUAGAGUCUGUCAGAGGGAUGGACUGUAACAAAUACGCUGAGGCCGUUAGAUUUGCUUCAGUGUUGGUUAAUCCGGGUUUGUAUUUCACUCACUGCCAGAUGUUGAAAAUGAAAUACGUGGAUAAAAGGAAAAAGUGAAUUGUUAAUCAAUGUACAGUUUCACAGUAAGAUCCUGGGGUUUUAAUCAAGAGAUGUUAUUUGUGACCUAGUGCUGUACAUUGAUCUAUUUUCAGCAUGAAUGUUUCUCCUUUAAGUUUUGAGGUCCGAAUAUCAUCAAAAAGAAAAAAAAGAGUAUACCAUAUUUUAUUACUGAAAGAAACCAUAUAUUAACUCUUAAAUAUAUAGUAUUUUAAUAGAUGUUUAAUUAUUAUAGUGGAAAUUAUAUUUCUAUGACUGGUCAAAAGGAAACAUCAUCUGGUGAAGCAGAAGAUAAGAGAUUUGAUUCCUUUGGACUUAAAUAUUUCUGUAUUUAGAGGCCUGGGUCACAGUCAUGUCUGGUGAAAGCCGUUGGAUAUGCAUGAUCUUCAUGGCUAAUUUAGUGUUUUUGUUGCACUUACUUAAACAUUAAAUUAGUUCUGUGAGCAAAAAUAGAUUUGCUCACUUUGCGAGUGCCUUGCCCACAACCUAAAAGUCUAACUCCAAUUUUUGCCUUGUGAAUAAAAGUAUUCUCAGUGGAAGAGAGAUUAUUGCUGUGUUACUUGACUGGGCUGUUAGCCUCUAUGCUGGAAAUGUGGACUAGCGUGAGGAUUUUAUAGUCUUCGUAACUGAUAAAGCUUGGGAUGUCACCAGUUGCAAAAAUAGAAUUUCAUAGCAAUAUGAAUUGAUUUUAUUUUCUCAGCAUCAUGGGGGGGAUUCAGAGAGAGUAUAAACUUUCCAAUCAUUAUAUUUUGUACAUUUGAACUUUUUAACAGAGUUAGGACUAGCUGGGAGAGGUCUCUACUCAGAUGUCUCUCCUGAUUGUAAAAAAUGUCCAAUUAUAUGCUUCUUUAAAUAGACCUGCUGUCACCUCUAGCAUAAGUGCAUUUAUUCUAUCCUGCAACAUAACUGAGACUCUAAGUUGAGAAAACGUUUCAGUCAUAACAAAAACAUGAACAAAGCUGUGUUUUGGGUACAAGUGAGGAAGAUUUCAUCUGCUGUUUGUCUAAAUCAUGUCAUAGAGAUGCAUUACAGACUGAACCUGGUUUUUUAAUCAGCACAGUUAAUUUUCAUGCAACAUGGAAGGGAAGUCACUAAUUAUCAACGCUACUCUCACAACGACAUUCCGCUGUGAACGUAAAGCUCUUUUUCCCUGUGUAAGCUGGCAUUGCUUUAACAGUGGCAUUUUUGUAGGUCAGUCAGUAGGCUUUGAAAUUAUUCACCUCUUGCAUUCUCUUAUGCCAGAUAAAAGUAAAAAAGAAAUAAACCUCAUCUCUUCUUGUAAGCAUCUUGUGAGCAUGGUGGUCAUAGAGGGAAUGGGAGGGCUUGCAUAGAGAGGAGAAGGGGGAGAAGAGUUAAUGAGCCAGACUUCGUGCUCUCCUAGGUCCAAAAAUGCUUGUUAGGUGCUACACAAAGCUAGUUAGAUAGAUAGAUAUAUUUUAUAUAUCAAGCUAUAACAAAUAUUUAUUUUAAAGAAAUUGAUGAACUAAAUUAUCAGGUUUCUCAGCACGAUGGUUCUUAGCAGUCUUGCCAGUCAUGCAACUGCUGUUCUACAGGAGCAAAAAUUCUGCGGAUUUGGUCUUGAGCAUACAGGGAGAUCUUGCCAGUAAUGUUUUUGACUUUAGGGGAAUUGCACAUGAGAAUUGAGAUUAGACCUGAUCUGUGUCAUAACCUUGUUGCCUGCCUGCCUGUUUUAUAUGAAAAUCAGUUAUCUGGCAUUUAAAUCUUAUCUAUGCCAGGGAAAUCAGUUGCAGUAUGUUAUUCUAUAGCUGUGAUUCUGUCCCUUAUUAAACACAUCUGUGCAGGACUUCUUGACUUGAAGUAAGAUUUGUCCUGUCUCUAUUUUAAAGUUGCCUUUCAUCAGUUAAAGUUAGAUGGCUGCUAAGAGCUCCCUCAUAGUUUGUCCUACUCAGACUGCCAUAUCAAAGUCCAAAUUUUUCUGCCUCUCUGAGUUUUCCCUUCCAAAUCCUAGGCUCAGCGUCCUCCAGCCUCAUGAUCUUAUGUUGGCCUUCACCCAGUGAAGGAGGUAUGUGGACUGUCAAGAGAUUUGUUCCUUGGAUCCCCGUCACUGGUCAUGUCCUCUUCUCCUCCCUCUCCUACCCCCUUCAUUAAUGCUGUGCCUCUCCACUGAUAAUUUGUCCAUUGGUGCUUUUGCCCUGAGGAAUUUCAAGCGCCACGCCAGCGGUGAGGUACCAGUGAGAAGCUGACGGGCGAGUUGCAGCAGGGCUGCCCUCGGCCAUGCUGGGCUGAUAGCUGCAGUGCGAAGGUCUGAGCCUCCACAUCUCCCUGCUGCUUCGCUCCCUUCCAAACCUCGCCACUACUGUCAAGGGCUGGGAUGGGAGCUGGAAGCUGAGGAGCUCUUCAAAACCAAAACUACCAGCCUUGUUCCUCCGGUGGCAGCCAGGACUGGUAGCUAGUGUUUUCCCUGGCAGACCGCUCAGUGGUUUGCCAGGUAAGAUGGGGUCAGCCAGCUGGGAACAGUCGUGAAUGUUGAGGAGAGGAGCAAGUAGAGGCUCAGUUGCAGCUUUCUUCCUGAGGACACUUUGGAGUCUGUUUUGUAGGACAAGCUGCGAUUCUGUGCUGAAGGGAAGAGCUGGCUGUAAGCGUGGUUGAAGGUGGCAGCUUUGUGGGUUUUUUGGUCUUUUUGUCUGUGAUGGUGCUUGUUACUGUGCCUCAUUUGCUGUUUACGUUAAAUGCUACUGUAGUAACUUGCUAAUUGUUGCCACCCGUGCUUGAAGCACAUGUAUACGGGAACAGGCUGCCCAUAUCAGUGGGCAGUGGGAGCUCAUGACUGGUUGCUUGGCAGAAGUCAGAGGAUGGGCUAGGUCAGGGAAGAAUGUGGAGGGACUAGUGACAGCCCUUCGUUUGGAAGCAUCAGAAAGAAGAAAUGUGUGCAGGAGAGCUCUGUCUGAAGUUGGAGAAAGCCUUUUCUGUGAUUAUACAGCACCAAGGAAGGGGAGGCAAAAGAUCUUUGUAUAAUUUGCUUGUUCAUAGUGGGUGAUUUCGUUCUCUAGCUUGAUUGUCUAACUCUUUUUCUGGCUAGCAGCAAACAUACAUCCUUAGGAUCUUUAAAGUCAGCAAUAUUUUUUGUAAUAAAAUAAAUAAACUAGAGAACUGAUUCAAUAAAAGCAAAAUGACAUUUCACUUAAAAAAAUAAAUGUGCCCUUGAAAGCUAUUGAAGGGUGCUUAGAAAAAAAGAGAAUGAGAGAAGGAAAAUCCAGCUCCUAGGAGCAAAGAAAGAUUAGAAGUAAACACGUUUAGAACUGAGAAUUGCCAUAGAGCAGGAACUGAGGAACACAGUUGAGAUUAGGUCAGGGAGAACAAAUUAGCCAAAUUUAUUGAAUCAUUUAGACUUGAAAUCUUUAAUUUUUUUAUUCUUAAGGAGGCCGUCAUCAUAUAUGACUUUCUGAUUUUGAUAGGGAAGGCAAGAGAUGGUAUAAAACUAAAGAUAAAGGAAGAAUUUCAGAAAAUUAAGGCUGCUUUAUCACUUCUUGUUGACUGCUGAAGGAAAGCACACAUUCAGAGUAACUUCUGACUUGGCUCAAUGUCAAGGUUUCAAUAUUAGCAAGACUCAUUUCAGAAUAACUCUGAACUUCAUACAAGUUGGGUUAAUGCUGACCUGGAGUUGUACCAUCAAAAAGCAGACAUGUUGCAGACAAGUUAUCUCCUGGAUCUGGAGACCAGAUCAAAAUAAAGGACUUCAGUACCAAGAGCAGACUGAGAGCAGUCAGGAGUGGCGUAGUUUAAAACUGUGAUCCACUUCUCCCAGGUGCUGCCUAAAUCCCGCUCUGUCACUUGCGAGUUUGCCAGGGCAAACAGUGCCCUUCUUCAGCCAGCCCUGAGCGUCUGCCUGUGCUUUCUGGAUUGCGCCCAGCACUGCUCAAGUCUCCGCUUGCACGUGGAUUUCACUUGAGACCUAUGCACUGGAGUCCCUUGUUGGGGGGACUUGGUAGUAGUGUGACAAGCGAAGGAUCUUGGCUUCAAAUACAAUUCUUACAUGGGCAAGGUGUUUCCCUAUUUUGUUGUCAGCAUCACAGAUGUGACAAGCCUUAAUCUUUAAAGAUUUUUUUUUUUAAUUCUGUUACCAUAAGCUAUAGACAAAUGUCUUUGGACAAAGUGAAUCAUCCCGUGGACUCUACAGAAAGGGAAGUAAGAUUGCAAGUCACAAAAUAAAUUGCCACGUCAGUGAUUUUAACAUCACAAGCUGUAUUGCAUUUGCAUACUCUUGUGUUCCCAUGCUUUUCUUAUGCUUCCUUGCAAUCUGCUCUGCUUUCCUGAAGUUCGUAGCACUACUCAAUUUUUGCUCACAUGUAUUGAUACAUGAGCUUGCCAAAGCCUGCUGUGUGUUCUUGAUACCAGUCACUGUGGUGUGUUUAGACCAAGCCUGUUUCUUUGCUUGUCUCCAGCUUCUGCUCUUCAUUAACUUUGUCUUCAGACUUAAACUCUGCAUAUCUCAUUUCAGAAAAUUAAAAAAAAAAAAUAAUAGUUUUAGGUGUAUAAUAUGCAUACAAGCCACAACAGGUUUCCUUGCCAAAAUCAUUUGUAACUAAAAGUAAGUAGGUGGCUUUGGGGGGUUUUCUCCAGUCUACUUGAUGCUAGGACAGGUAACCACUUGCCAUCCCCUGCUCAGAUUACCAACAGCAUACCAGUCAUAAACUUGAUCUGGGUUUUGUUAACUGUUAUUCUAGCAAUCCAAGCAAUUCACUGUUUCUUUGAGGGGGGGAGAAAAAAUAAUUAGAAAAAAAAAGGCAUGGAACAUGUCUUCUCUUCCCCCACCAGUGUAAAAAAAAAAAAACCCAACAACAAAAAGCGUAAGGUCUGAGCAUGGUGACAAUAGGCAGUUCUCAAAAUUUCCACUGCUUUUUGAAAUUACGGAAUGUAGGAUGGAGGAAACAGUAACAGGAAACCAGUUAAACCCAGAGAAAAGGAGAAAGGAAGGAAAACAAGGAGAAGAGAGGAAGGAAUGCUCAUAAAUAGGUGAAGGCAGGACCAAAGAUCUGACCUGCUGGUGGUGGCUGGGGCAUCCUGCUGCUUUCUGGCAAACCUCUUGUUUCAGAGGGGAAGUGCUGGGGGGAGCCAUAGGGUGCUUCAGGAAGGGCUGCUGGCAGCUCUGUUGGCUUUCUUUUUGGGAAGGUGCAGCUGCUCCUGUUCCCUGCUCUCUUCACUCCCAUACCUAUGGGACAGCUAGUUAGUGCCGAGUAUGGCGGCGAACACAGAUGAACCGCAGCUGAAGCCUACGCGUGGUGGGAACAAAGAAAAAUCCUGUAAAUACAGAAAUGCUACGCAGCACUGAGAGCUCAGGUAGAGGAGUGUAAGGACGUAUUUUAAAAUGCUACUCAUCUUUCCCACAUAAACCAAACAUGGAUUGUUUUAGUAGGCCUCUUCUGAUUUAUCCAUAUUUUACUUUCACGUGCAACUGGGCUUAAAUGCGUUCUUUAAAUAAAAAAAAUUAAACCAAAGAAAUACUGUACUUUAGAGAAAUCCUCAUAACCAAGCUGCAUCAGUUGCUGCCUCUUCCAUUUCUUUCUUAAUGAAACCUUGUUCACCAGUUCUUGGUUCUUUUCCCAGAUGCCCACAAUAUGUGAGAUGAUGGAGAUAAAGCCAUUUGUUCUGCUUGACUCCAGGUGCGAUGGAGAUGGGUAUCUGCAGCGGGCAAUUUAAUCAGACGUGAGCUGAGUUUCUCUUUGGCGGCUCCUUGCCUUAGGCCUCCAAGUAUAGCUAUGGAGAGUCAGGGAAGGUGAAUGUAAGGUAGGCCUAGGAGUACAUACGAGUAGAAAUAAAUCACUAACAUUCUGGAUUUUAUCCCAUAAUAAACUGUUAUAAAAUAAGGAAAUAAUUGACUUAAAGUAAACUUGAUGUAAAAAAAAUUCCAAGGUAGGAGGGGUAUUUAGUUGCAGUCCUCUGCAGGAUUAUAAGCCCUUUUUGGGGGAGGAAAAAAAAGAUUUUCAUGUAUUAUCCUCCAAUUACUCAUUCAUUAGCUUUGGCCAUUACACUUCCCCCCCCCCGCCCCUUGCCACAGGAGCCCUUAACCCAACUCCCCCCUCCCUUGACCCCAAAUAAAUACAAAGGACAAAGCAUUAUGUUGCUGAAAAUGAAUUUUCUCUCAACUUAGUUGCAAAUUCUUGAGACUGGGGGGGUAGGGAUCUUUCCACCCCCAGCAGGUAAAAAAUAGGGUAUUUAUUUAUUCUUCCCAAGAAUCAAAGCAGUUAAAUACCUUUUUCCAGCACAUCACUUGAAAUCUGAAUAGGUGAUGUUGAGCUACGGGGCUGUAAAUGGUACUUCCAGAACUCCGUGGUUUGGUUUUUUUUUUUUUUUUUUUUCAAACACCAGUCACACCAGGACAUGCUCUAUGCUGUAUUCUUUGGGAAUUUAAUACAUAGACUUUCUAAAGAAACUCCACGCAUGAACACAGGCACAAAUUGCAUGAAAAAAAAAAAAUGGUUUUCUGUACGUUUGUGAAAUGUCAGUGCUGUUGGGUAAUACUUUUCACAUUUGUGGUCUAUUUUUCCUUCACUUGCUACUACUUAUCACUGUGUUGUGUUUUUACAUGCAAAAUAGCUUUUUUUUUUUUAAAGCAGUAUCUGGUAAUUGUAAGCUUCGUUUAUGCUUUUUAGUUCAGUUACAGGUAUACAGCGCAUUAUAUUAAGUAACGGAAAAGCUGCAUUACUAAAUUGUGAAGAAAGUUAAUGCAUUUUUAAUGUAAAAUUUCAUAUAAGAAUACACUCAAGACCACAAUGAUCGCUUAAAAUGAUGUAACAAUCUAAGUAAAUGCAUUAGAAUUUUUGCCUUUCAAAAUACGUUCACUUUUAGCUUUGUGGCUUGGUUUAUUCACUUUCUUUUUUAGCAGAGAGAAAGCAGCAGCUUGCCUUAUGCUGAACGUUGUCCAGUAGUUAUACAACAUCAAAGCUGUUGAAAUUCAGCGAUGGAUGUAGCAUGAGGUUUCUGCUGCCCUUAAAAUUAUCUCCUUGUAUCCCACUGAAAAGGGAAAUAGCUUUGUGGUGGCAGCUAUUUCUGCAAGGGGCAGCUAACGAAGGCACUGGAAAACUCUACAGAAAAAUAAUGUAAUUUGGAGUCUUUCAUCGGGAAAUCCAUUUCCGCAUUGCUCCAUACAAUGCAGGAGCCCAUCCUCUCCUCUGCCACUCCCCUGUCAGGUCACCUUAGGGAAAUAUUUUACAGUAGUUCUUUAAGCUUAAAAUCCAGUUGUCUGUUCAGAUUUGUUGUGUUUCAUUAUGGAGUGUCUCAGAUAAUCCCUCUUGCUUUAACAAAAAAAAAAAAAAAAGUAUUUUAAACUAGUCCAAAGGUAUGGUCAUGUAUUACUGUAAUAAGGAUCAUGGGUUUAAGUGUACUCCAUUUUGGUUUCCACCAUGAACCUCUAAUCCCUGUAACAAUGUUGUAUGUUUAUUUAAAAUAUAUCUAUAUAUAUAUAAAAAAAUUAAAUGUCAGAUUUUUGCAUUAAGAUUUUUUUAAAUUUGAAUAUGAACUUUGAGUACUUUAUUUCACAAAAAAAAAAAAUCCUGGAGUGUUAAGUUUGAAGAACUCAAGACUAUAUUUGUCAAAUAUAAGUUUAAAAUAUGUAGCUAACAUUGUU
Grus americana (Whooping crane) is the source of this 14044-nucleotide messenger RNA. It is a transcript of the gene EML5, whose product is annotated as EMAP like 5. The record is from RefSeq and is a predicted model, not a curated record. The coding region runs from base 246 to 6170 and encodes 1974 amino acids. The transcript is spliced from 43 exons. NCBI's taxonomy places the organism in Eukaryota, Metazoa, Chordata, Aves, Gruiformes, Gruidae. Gene Ontology annotation, molecular function: microtubule binding.